Loa loa (African eye worm) is the source of this 3212-nucleotide messenger RNA. RefSeq lists its product as hypothetical. NCBI's taxonomy places the organism in Eukaryota, Metazoa, Nematoda, Chromadorea, Rhabditida, Onchocercidae. Gene Ontology annotation, molecular function: protein binding. The coding region runs from base 281 to 3154 and encodes 957 amino acids. The record is from RefSeq and is a predicted model, not a curated record. The transcript is spliced from 23 exons.
UCUCUCAAUUUAUCUUUUACAAGUGAUUUGUCGACUAAUUAAUAAAUUUUAUUUCCAACUCAAAGUAGUAUCCUCACCACUUACGACAUCUUACUGAAAACAUUUCCGUUUUAGACUGUGCAGGAAACGAAUUACAGAAGGUAUAAGAGGGCGAACUACUACUUCUACCAACAAGGAUAUUGGUAAAACAGCUGGAUCUUCGAUAUUGAUUACAAAUUCAUCGGGAUCUUACGAUUCAAAAUGGUCACUGUAUCCUUUGGAUAAGUCGGAGCAUUCUCAAAUGAGUCAUUUAGAGCUGAGUCUUUUCAAAAAACAUGCUAAACAUUUACAAGUCGAUCAGCAGAAAAACAUUUACGACGUCAUCGACAGUAUUGAAUGGAACUACUUAGUGACGGAAGCACAUCUUGAGAAAGCACUGCAUAUACUCAAUGACCCUAAAUGCGAUAUUAAAAAAUUGGUUGAUUCAGAAAUUACUCUUCUUAUAAAUGCCACUGGAUGUCGAUGUCAAAUGUUAUCUGCAGCUCAAAGAAACGAAUAUACUAGUCGUUUACUUCAUAUCCUUAAAAUGCGAGGUGUUGUGUUAAACAUUACUGCUCAAAAUGCUCUGCUUGCUGCUCAGGUUGAUAACCAGGUAAAUGUCGAUGUAGUGGCAACACUGAAUCAGUUCGAAUCAGAUGGGCUUGUUCCCGACGCGCAAACAUACGGUCAGCUUUCUCGAAUUUACGCGCAAAAGGCCGACUCGAAGGGAAUAAUUGAAAUAAUCAAGCAUGUCAGAAAUAUUGGAAUAGAACUGUCAAGUCAGAUACUUGAAUCUUUGGUUUAUAGUUUGACGAUCUCAGGACAGGAUGAGAAAGCGAAAUUAAUUAUUAAACAUAUCACAAGUAAUAUGUCCCUGACAGAUAGUUUGAAGAUGGCUUACACAUUGGCGAAAGUGGAAAACGCCGAUGGUGAGAAUGUUCUAGAGUUGCUGGAUGAAAUUGCGGAUAUCAACGCUUUCAUGCAGAAGCACCAAAUUUCGAUGUAUGAAUUAUUAUUUUCUCUUGCUAGAAAAGGGAACGUGGAAGCAAUUGUAAAGCUAAAAAGUCUCCUUCCAUCUUUAUCAGAAGAUGUGGACAGACAGUGGUGGUCCAUAGUUUACAAUAGAAUCCGUGGAUUUUUGAGUAAGGAAGAGGAAAAUAUUGCGGCAGCUGCGUUAUUACUUGAUUUUAUUCCGGACAUUGAAAAGCAGUCAAAAUUGCGAUCCAUUUUAAAAAAGCAGUUCUUAUCGUCUAUUCAGAAGAAGCAGAUUGCAGAAGUUGUAAGAGUAUGCAUAGUCUUCCAGAAAUGCAAUAUUUUGAAGCAUCCAUUUCGAAUCUAUUUAAACGACGUAGCUUUAAAUACUCCCAUGGAUUUUCACGACCUCUUCGCAAUUUAUAAGCGAACGGAUGAUUUUGUAGAAUUGCAGAAUCGUCCUCAUUUACAACUUCCAGUCGCCGCACUACAUUUCAGUGAGUUGAUGAAAGCUGAAACAACAGAUAAGAAAGUUGAACACUUAUCAGAGAUUGCACGUUCGCUUCGGAUUACUGGAAUUGCAUCUUGUGGUGACAGACAUUUUGUAAAUGUGAAAGAUUUGUUCAUUGUUCCGCUUUUGAGAGAUAUGAAUAUUCUGCCGCAGUUGAUGCAAAAAGUUAAAAAUGAUAACUCCCUGCAGUGUUUUGUGGUUGACGUUCUCAUUACUUAUUUGUUGGCAACGAAACAAAUGCAACAACUUCAAUUACUGCUUCAUGGGGUUUUGAAGAAUUCUUCAGCAGGCGAGGCAUAUCCUUAUCGAGAAGUGAAAAAUCUUGUUCUCAACACGUCAGUUUACAACAAAAGCCUUAUUCCAGUUUGCAGUCUUUUACGGCUGCUUUUUCCAUUACCCGGUGCGAGCAAUAAUCGUCAGUAUGGAAAGGGAAUGCAAAUAAUCAAAGCAGCCAUCGUUGCGGGUGAUUUGAAUAAAGUCAAAAUGAUGUGUGAAUUGUGGUCUGCUGAUAAACGAAUUGUUCUUCGAAAAAUCGACAAAGACGAUCUUUUGCAUACUCUUGAUGGAAAUGGUGAAAUCUCAAAGAAACAGUUUGUAAUUACAUUAUUGGAAAAGGAAUCGUCUUUGAAUACAAAAGUUCGAAGAAGUAAACAUUGCACGAAUAAGAAAUUAAACAAUUUAGACAUGGUUGCAACAAGUCGUGUUACCAGGCAAAAGUCUAUGGGGAAGAUAGAAAAUGCGAGUCGAAAACGCAUAGAAGCAGAACUGCAGAAUGCACUUGAUAAUGAUGAUUUGGAAAAGGCAAAGGAAAUUUGGGUUUCUGGAUCGGAGCAUGCAUCUCCAUCUAUAGGGUUAUUGUUGGCUGAAAAACUAUAUUAUUCGAAAAUGAUGGAUCAAUUUAAAUGCGUCCUUUUGAAACUUAACGAAUUCCAUGAAGAUCUUUCCUAUCAUGUGCUUGCUGCUUACGACUCAUCGGACGCAUCAGAUGUGCGAAUUAUGUUCUUAAAUGAAACUAGUAAGGUACUGGAUCUGCAUUUAAAUGUUAAGCAGGAGCUUUUAUAUAAUACAAGAGUUAACGCAUUUCACCAAUUAAUUGAAAAAGGUGAUCUAAGGCAAGCUCUCGAUUUAUUGAAAAUAAUUAGUGCUCAAAAAAAUUCGGUGUAUGGUCAGUUUGAUUUGAUGGGUGCGGCAAUCGAAAGAGAUGACACAACGAUUAUUUCUGAAGUGCUUAAUUUGAUCACGACCUAUCACGGCAAAGAAUCAUCACUGGCUGAUUUUUGCAUUGCUUUAUUAGAACGUUGUAAAAAAACUCAUGCAAUGCGACUGGUGCAGAAUAGUGAUUUCCGACUUUCUGGUCCGAAGCUUAGUUAUUAUAUUGACCGGGAAAUCGAUUUAGAUCGGAUAGAAGUUAUCCUUGAUUUAUUCGAAUUAUGCACUCCAAAAAAGAAUAUGGAACAACGAGAUUUGGAAAAUGCUCUAUCCAAGAUAGUCAUUUUCUGUGUUAAGCGGGAAAAUAAAGCGAUGAUUACGUUAGUUGAAGAGAGAUUAAAAUGUAUUGGUGUACGAUUGACUCCGGAAAUGAAUUCAUUACUGUUGAAAUCAAAAGGGCAGGAUUCUGGCAUCACUGAUGAUAAAAAUACACCAUUGUCAUAAUUUUAUUAGCCAAUCGUGAUUUUAAAUAAUUAAAAUAGACUCACUUGAACCAUUUUGC